This is a messenger RNA of Leopardus geoffroyi (Geoffroy's cat), 1362 nucleotides long. It is a transcript of the gene URM1, whose product is annotated as ubiquitin related modifier 1. The coding region runs from base 62 to 367 and encodes 101 amino acids. The record is from RefSeq and is a predicted model, not a curated record. Gene Ontology annotation, cellular component: cytoplasm; nucleus. The transcript is spliced from 5 exons. Gene Ontology annotation, molecular function: protein tag activity. Lineage: Eukaryota; Metazoa; Chordata; Mammalia; Carnivora; Felidae. Gene Ontology annotation, biological process: tRNA thio-modification; protein urmylation.
CGGAAGUGGGCGGGAGGGCCGGAAGUUUAAGGGAAUUUCCUGUGAGCUCGGCUUCCUCAACAUGGCAGCGCCCUUGUCGGUGGAGGUGGAGUUCGGAGGCGGCGCGGAGCUCCUGUUCGACGGCAUAAAGAAGCAUCAGGUCACCUUGCCUGGACAGGAGGAACCCUGGGACAUCCGGAACCUCCUUGUCUGGAUCAAGAAGAACUUGCUAAAAGAGCGGCCAGAGUUGUUCAUCCAGGGAGAUAGCGUGCGGCCAGGAAUUCUGGUGCUCGUUAACGAUGCCGACUGGGAACUGCUGGGUGAGCUGGACUACCAGCUGCAGGACCAGGACAACAUCCUCUUCAUAUCCACGCUGCACGGCGGCUGAGGGCCCCGCACUGUGCCCAGGCUCCCUUGGGGUGGGGAGAAGAGAACAGUCAGACAUCCCCUGGGGCCCUGCUUCCAGGUCUCCCUGUCCCCCUUGGCCGCUUUCUUCCCUGCUCUGUCCCCCGAGCUCCCUCCAGGCAGGGAAAAGAGGCCAGGUGCUAAAAAUGAGCCUUUCUCAGGCACGUGAGUGGGGGUGGGCAGGCUCAGCCCUGCCUCCUUUCCCAGCAGCUGAGGUGGGGGAGGGUGCCCCUCUGGUUGGUCACAACAUGAAGGGGGCUCCGUGGCCAGGUGACCCAGCCACCUCCCACUCCUUGUAUCUCAAUCUAAACACUGAGUGACCACUGACAGGCUCCAACUCCUGGGCUGUAGCGUCUUCGAGGAGAAGAGGACUGGACCCAAAUAGCUUAUAGGAGGCCCCUCCCUUCUCAAAGAUGGGAGGAGUCUCUGCCUCAGUUUCCCCAUCCAGACAGCAGAGGGCUCUGGCUGUCCCCCACUGAUAUCAUUAUGGAACCCCAGCUGGGGUCCCCUAUUCAGUGCUGACUCCCCCCUCCCAGCAGCUGCUCUUCCAACCACACCCCUCCUCCUGCUCCCCCAGCCCCAGCCCUUGACCCUGGCUGGCCUUCCCCCACACACACAGGCCACCAGAUGGGCUCCUGAGACCCUCCCCCAGCAAAAGGCUGCCUGCAGCCCAUUCUGGAGAGAGAGAGCAGGCAGAAGCUUGAACUGGCAGAUAGCGGCCUGGGGAGUCAGAGUGCCUCAGUUUCCUCUUCAGUGGCAAUUGAGUAUUUAUAGUAUCUGAAAGCAGGCUUGAUACUUGAUGGCACAAAUGCAGACUUCAUCUCCUUUCCCACCUCCUGCAGGAAGCAGGAUGGGGGCAGGCAGCACCUGGUAGGCAGGAUGGUUUGCCCCUCCUCCCUCCAUCCCUUCUGGAAGUCUUGGGGCCUCAGUGUCUGCAACAGCUGGCCUUGGGCAAAUAAAAGACUAGGUUGUUUACUA